CUUUCUUACCGGGUAACAUUUUCUGUAACGCAACACGGAAGUGACGGCUCGCUUUCGUAGAAAGCGUUGUUUUGCUACAUCUUCAGCUACUUUUCAGCCAAGAAGACACCUGUUUUACAGUCAAACUUCACUAUGUCUUCAGAUUUUGAAGCCUAUGAACAGGACUUUGGAACCCUGACAGCAGAAAUAACCAACAAAAUUGGAAGGAUUCCCAAAUUAGGUGGAGAGGAGAAGACACAGCUGGUUCUAAAUGUCGACAAACAGCUCGAAGAAGUCAGAGAGUUGAUGGAGCAGAUGGAUCUGGAGGUGCGUGAGCUCCCCAUCCAGAUCAGAGGCAUGUACCAGAGCAGACUGAAGAGCUAUAAGGGGGAGAUGGAGAAGCUGGAGAAAGACUUUAAAAGGUCACGUAUCGCCUACAGUGAUGAGGUGCGGAACGAGCUCCUGGGGGAAGACGCUGGCUCCUCUGAGAGUCAGUUGAUCAAGUUACGUGAAGAGAGAGCACAUCUGUUGGACAACACAGAGAAGUUGGAAAGGUCAUCUCGGAGGCUGGACGCAGGCUACCAGAUAGCAGUGGAAACCGAACAAUUGGGCCAAGAGAUCCUGGCUAACCUACACACCGACCGCGAGAAGAUCCAGAGAUCCAGAGAUCGGCUGAGAGAGACAGACGCCAACCUGGGCAAGAGCUCCCGCAUCCUAACCGGCAUGCUGAGAAGGUAAGAGGCAGAAUCAUCCAGAACAGAGUCCUGGUCUUCGUCCUCGGCGCCAUCAUCCUCAUCACCAUCAUCCUGGCUAUCUAUUUCAAUGUGCGAGGGCACUGAUCUCCCUAAUUCUCUCUCUCUCUCUCUCUCACACACACACACACACACACACACACACACACACACCAGGCGUGAUUAAUAGCGACAAAAGCAUUGCUCUGGAGUAAUUAGGACAAAUGGUUCCAAUGAAUCACUCUUUCCAGGCCAUGACAGGGGUCUCUCUCUCGCCCUCUCUCUCUCUCUCGCUCCCACAGUUUUUGUUCUAUUGUUUUUGAUAUUAUUCAUGGUGUUGUCACUGGACUGUUUGAUUGGGAGAUCCAUCUUUUCCCUGGGUAGAGAGAGCUUAUGGGGAAUUCAAAGAGUUUAGAUGUAAAUCCUGCUAGUGUUGUUUAUUCACUACUUCCAUGGUCUAACCUAAGGUGUCCGCACUCCCUUUUCUAUGUAUGUGUGUUUGUGUGCGUGUGCAAUUUAAGUUUAUGGCAUUGUGAGUGUGUGUGUGAGGUCUUGCCUAUCUGUACGCAGGGCUUUUCUCUCCCUCUUUGUCAGACCAACUUUCAAUCCAUCUAGUAUAUUAGGCACUAGACUCAACUCUGAUUAACAUGGGGGCUUACUACAUGCGUCCACAGUCACACACAGGCUCCAGGUACAAAGGACAGUACCUUCAAAUAAGACUAUUUCCACAUGGUUGGGCUCAAAUAUAAGAUAUACAUUCGUAAAUGGAUGACGUAUCCGCCUUAUAGAAAACGCAUGAAAAGGUUUGCUUCUGUUUUUACUCAAGGAAGGAGACCCAGAGUUUGAUUUGUCCGGCCUCUUCACAAUACUCACUCGUAUCAAUGAUAUCUGACUGUGAGGGAUCUCAACAUUGUCCAGACUCCAUGAUCUUUUGUUCAUACACACAUGACAUUAAUAUAGAAUUGGUUGUAGUAGUCCACAUACUGCACUAACUGGCAAAUCUACAUAAAUGUACGCAGAGAAAAAAAGGCGUUUUAGGUUUUUCAUAUUACCAGUAAUUCUGUUACUAUUUAUUUAUAUACAUUGUUUGAGAAUUGAUGAUUUAUUUUAGUUGAUUAUCAUUAAGUGUACAUUUUAUGGAGUCUAUUGUAAACGUAACCUGACGCAGACCAAUCGUCUUUGGCCAGCGAAUCACAUGAUAUAUAUAUAGUUCGUAUUUCUCCAGGACCAGUUCAAUCAUGGAUUGCUUUGAUUGUGUGUGAAUUCAGACUUAAGUCAUUUUUAAUAUGAAUGAAAUUGCUCUGUUGUCCUAUCUAAAUGUUUUUGUCUUAUUUCUUCUGUUUUGUCCAGAGUUGUAAUGAAGAACAUGUUUAUGUAGAGCCUUUAACCCAAACAGCUUCAAGCUGAUAUGUUGUUGCAUGUUUUUACCAACUCCCAGUACUACGUGUGUUUCAGUCCAGUUUGGAAGGGGAAUGCCAUUCUACUGUAGGUGGACAGAGUUAAAAUUGUUGUGUUUUAUGUGCAAAAUAUGAGAGGCGCUGCAAAGGGA
Salmo salar (Atlantic salmon) is the source of this 2259-nucleotide messenger RNA. RefSeq names its product vesicle transport through interaction with t-SNAREs homolog 1A. Lineage: Eukaryota; Metazoa; Chordata; Actinopteri; Salmoniformes; Salmonidae. Gene Ontology annotation, molecular function: SNAP receptor activity; SNARE binding. Gene Ontology annotation, biological process: vesicle fusion with Golgi apparatus; macroautophagy; intra-Golgi vesicle-mediated transport. The record is from RefSeq and is a predicted model, not a curated record. Gene Ontology annotation, cellular component: Golgi apparatus; SNARE complex; ER to Golgi transport vesicle membrane.